This is a messenger RNA of Cephus cinctus (wheat stem sawfly), 3992 nucleotides long. RefSeq lists its product as uncharacterized. Gene Ontology annotation, cellular component: mRNA cleavage and polyadenylation specificity factor complex. The transcript is spliced from 8 exons. Bases 1 to 3225 code for a protein of 1074 amino acids. Gene Ontology annotation, molecular function: protein binding. NCBI's taxonomy places the organism in Eukaryota, Metazoa, Arthropoda, Insecta, Hymenoptera, Cephidae. The record is from RefSeq and is a predicted model, not a curated record.
AUGUCUGGGAACGCACAGUUUGCAAAUCCUCCCCCUUCAAUAAAUCUUCCUAAUAUGUCUGUCCCUCCUCCAACUGCGACUCCAAAUUUAUCAGCCCCACCGCCAAACCUUACUACAAUUAAUACCUCUGGAGGGUACCAACAUCGGUAUGCUAAUCACAGGGAUGGGAAUCGUGGGUUUUUUAAACCAUUUAGACCAUAUCAUGCUCCAAAAGUUGUGGCUGGUGGUCAAGAUUCAUUACAAGAUGAAUUUGAUGGCAAGAGGCUGAGGAAAUCUGUAAUGCGCAAAACUGUUGAUUACAAUGCAGCUAUUAUUAAAAGCUUGGAGAAUCGAGUAUGGCAGCGUGACUACAGAGACCGGCGUGCUCUCCAACCUGAUGUAAUAUAUUACCCUGACCUGCUUCCACCACCAAGUUAUGUUGAUAAUCCAAUAAAUGCAGUGACAACCAGAUUUGUGAAAACGGCCACAAAUAAGAUGCGGUGCCCAAUUUUCUGCAUGGCCUGGACACCCGAGGGUAGGCGUCUCGUUACUGGAGCAUCUAGCGGAGAGUUUACACUCUGGAAUGGGCUUACCUUUAAUUUCGAGACGAUUCUACAGGCUCACGACAGCCCGGUCAGGACGAUGGUAUGGUCCCAUAAUGAAAGCUGGAUGGUGACAGGAGACCACGCGGGCUACGUCAAGUACUGGCAGAGCAACAUGAACAACGUCAAGAUGUUUCAGGCGCACAAAGAAGCGAUUAGAGGACUCAGUUUCAGCCCAACGGAUCACAAGCUGGCCACCUGCAGCGACGAUGGCACCGUCAGAAUCUGGGACUUCCUACGAUGCCACGAGGAACGAAUUCUCAGGGGUCAUGGUGCGGAUGUGAAGUGCGUCCAUUGGCAUCCGCAGAAGAGUCUAGUCAUCUCUGGGAGCAAAGACAAUCAGCAGCCGGUGAAACUUUGGGAUCCUAAAACUGGUCAGUCGUUGGCGACGUUGCACGCUCACAAGUCUACGGUAAUGGAUGUCAAAUGGAACGAGAAUGGUAACUGGCUCGUGACAGCUUCGCGCGACCACUUGCUCAAAUUGUUCGACCUCAGGAAUCUGAGCCAGGAGGUACAAACGUUUCGUGGACAUAAGAAGGAAGCUUCCAGUGUUGCUUGGCAUCCGAGUCAUGAGGGUCUCUUCUGUAGUGGUGGUAGCGACGGGGCCAUUCUUUUUUGGCACGUUGGCGCGGAUAAGGAGGUUGGCGCUAUAGAACAAGCGCAUGACAGUAUAGUUUGGACUCUUGCGUGGCAUCCAUUGGGGCAUAUAUUAUGUUCUGGAAGCAAUGAUCAUACAUCAAAGUUUUGGACAAGAAAUCGGCCAGGAGAUUUAAUGAGAGACAAAUAUAAUCUAAAUACUCUUCCAGCUGGUUCUGCUGGCAUUGAUGACCAUGAGAUCGCUGACGAAGCCGCAGUCAUUCCUGGUAUGGGUCCUGAGGAUAGAAUCAGUGUUGAAGGCGAACCAGAAGAUAAAAAUAGUGGAAUCCCAGGCUUGGAUUUGGAUCAUACAGCAGAUGAAGGGAAAAAGUUUGCUAAUAAAAAGGUCCCGUACAGUAAACCAAUCCCUAGAAACUUCCAAGCGCAAUGGAACGAAAUGGAAGCUGAGGAUAUUGAACAGGUUGAAGCACUUAAUGCUUUUGUUAAUCAACUUAUCGAAACCACACCAGGGGCUGUACCUUUGAAUGAAGUCGCUCCAAAUGCUAUAAUUUUAUAUGGAAAAAUGAUUCCGGUUGAACCUGGCUCCAAAUUGGCUGAGGCAAUUGGAAAAGGAAACGAUGCGAUAAACAAGUUAGUAUUUUCUGGAGAAAUAGAGGAACUACGUGACGUGGUAGGUCCAUCAGAAGAUGUCGACGAGGCUGAUGAAUUUUUACACGACGACGGAGAUAUUGAUUAUACGAAAGUACCAGACAUUGAUCUUCCUCCUCCAUUGCCUAGUUCGAAAUUUGCACAGAAUCCGGAAUUACUGAAGACAUUGAAUCGUGGUGGAAAACGUAAAUUCGAUCAACUCAUUGGAUGGAGCGAUGGGGGAGCCAGUGAUAGAACUUCUAAAAUACAUCAACCUGUAUUCGGUGGUUCUAUUACAGAGGAUUCACAAUCCAGCGAUACGGACUUGAGGUUCAACGUGGGAAAUUCUUUAAAAUCGAACGCCCUGAGCGGAGACGGUUUCCAUUCCUCUCAGGACGAGGAUCUUAGAAGAAUGGCGGCAGGUGACAUGAGAGGGAUGAAUCGAAAUGACGAAGACUUGCGAUUUGGAGGUCCCGGAAGGCUGUCAGGAAAUUCGGAUCAUGAUAUGAGAAAUAGUUAUGGCGAUAAGGACUUCAGGCAAAUGUCACACGGUUUUGGAAUGAAAAAACCAUCUUCGGAUGGGGAUCCUUAUGGAGAGCGCGAUGGUAGAUCUCGUUGGGACGAUGAGAAAAACCGUCCUGAUGGUUCAAGAAAGUCUGAUUUUCCUGGCAGCAAUUUUGACAAGCGUGACGGUAUGCCUAUGGGCAUGUCAAGCAUGGGUAAUAACACGCCACACAUGGGGAAUAACAUGCCGCACAUGGGCAACAUGCCAAAUCAUCAUAACAUGCAAAACAUCAAUCCCAAUAUGCCACCACCUAUACCAAGUAUGGUUCCUCAUCCAAACAUGACCCAGCAUCCAAAUAUGCAGAAUAAAAACAAUCCGAACAUGCCUCCGCAUCCUAAUAUGCAGAACAUGGACGGUUCCAUGCAACAUAUGAUGCAUCAUCCUAACAUGCCUCCAAGUUUCGGGCCAAAUGGACCACCUCCUGGUAAUUUUGGACCAAACUUCCGGCCACCCAACGGUAACUUUGGACCUAAUCAACACUUCCGGCCAAAUCCUAUGGUACCAUUUGCCCCUAAUGCAGGGCCCUUUAAUAAUAAUUUCCAAGGGCCGCCUAAUUUCCGUGGCCCAAACCCUGGAAAUUCGUCAAAUUUCGACAGGACAGGAUUCGGAUCGAACUUCAGAGGACCCAAUCCCGGGAAUCAAUCCCAAUCGUCUGGUGGACCCAACAACUAUAACUCUGGUUUUGGAAACUUCGGCGGCGGCGGUAGUGGAGGUGGCGGUGGUAAAAAUAGCCACAACAGAGGAAUGAAUCGUGGGUCUAAUGAUAACAUGGGAAGAAAUAAUUACAAUAGAGGUAGAGGUCGCGAUAACGAUCAAUCCCGCGGAAGUGGUUCUAGAAGCAGAGACAAUUAUUGAAGUAAUGUCGAGCAUUACUCGAUGACUGUGUAAUUAGUACGACUUACGGCGCGUCGUCAAUAACUAUGUGAAGAAGAACUUCUUUCUUCCAUGGAACUAUAAUAAUAUUAAUACUAUUAUUGCUACUCCUACUACAUCUCGAAUGGUACACGGUAUUCGAUGAGAUCGUGAAUUUCUUGGGAAGAUGCAGCGUUUUACGUCGAAGGCCUUAAAAUACAAACGCUUAUUGUCAUUCUCAUAAUUUGAAAUUUCACGACAUGGCACCUCGACUGUUAUGAAAACGAUACCGUACAGGAGUCAAAGAGCCUCGGAUUGUCUCGGAUAUGUGUAUAGCAAAGUGUAUGACGGCUUUUGUUGUUUCUAUGCCAUUUUUGUUGCAUGAAACUACAGUAGCAUUCUUGGGGACAAUGUAACAUCAAUGGAUUCCUCAUAGUAUUCACUUUACUAUCCUCCCUAAUUACACAUUGUAAUAUAUAUUAUACAAUUAAGACCAUCGAUUAUUAUUCUGAGACAAAACUGUUCACAAGCUGCCUUGCGACGGAUGGUUGUUUCAUUAGUAUCCUAAGGAGGGCGCUAAGAGAGAAUGAGAAUGCGUGAGAGACGGAGAGAGUGAGAAUUUAAUGAUAGAUAUUGAUUGAUUCAUAGCGUGAACGAACUGGAUACACGGAUCAUUGGAAAUGAACAAGCUUCGUACUUGUCGUAAAAAAACGUUUCAACCGCAGCAGUUUACUUAUUCAUUAACAAUAAAAUUAAAUGAUACAGAGAGA